AUGCACAUAGCCCGCCACGAUCUCGGCCUGGCCCUGGCUGCGGCUGCUAUCACGGCCCGCGUGGAGGCGGCCUUUACCGAACUCGAAACUUGCUUUGGUGUCUCGUCCAGCAAUGUUGCCAACUUCCUAGGAAUCCCUUUCGCGGCCUCUACUGCUUACCAGAAUCGUUGGAAGGCUCCCCAGCCCAGGCAACCAUGGAAUGAGACUCUGAUCGCCGACACAUGGGGUGCCCCCUGCCCCAGCCGGGACAAUGCAGGCUACAGCGAGGAUUGCCUGAACCUCAACGUGUGGACGUCAGCCAACUCCUCGACCGACAAACUCCCCGUGAUUGUCUGGAAUCAGGGCUCCGACGAGACCUCCGAUAAUGCAUGGUGGUACGGUGGUGGAAUGGCCCUGCAGCAUGAUAUCAUUGUCGUGACCUUCAACAGUCGUGACGACGCCUUUGGAUUUUUGGCCCACCCGGACCUGAACGCCGAGUCUCUUGCUGAGAACGGGCACAACUCGUCCGGAAACUGGGGUAUUCUUGACCACAAGGCAGCCCUGGAGUGGGUCCAGUCCAACAUCGCCAACUUUGGUGGCGACCCAGACAGAGUUACCAUCAUGGGCCAGUCCUUCGGCUCUUCCCAGUCCGGCAUUCACUACCCGACCAACCCAUGGAUUAACGGCCUUGCCACAUCAUACGUUAACAUGUCCCGCGCUCUCGAACACGGUGUCAACUACACCACAAACCACAACGCCACCAGCAUCGCUGAAUUGCGAUCCGAGAGCGUUUCUGUCGAAGCCCUGCUCGAGGGGUCCCAGGAUCGUGUCGGCACCGACGACAUGUGGUGGGUGACUGCCGUCAGCGCCGGCUACCCCCUGAUCUUCAAGCCCGUGCUGGACGACUACGUCCUACCCGAGAAGUACAUGGACCAGCUGCUCCAGGGCCCCGCCAACGAUGUACCUCUGAUCACGGGCGGCACUCACGACGAGAACGGCGCAUCCCCGACGAACUCUUACGAAGCUUCCUAUGUCGACGAGGUGUGCGCGCUCAAAUGGGGCGACCUGUCGUCGCAGUACUUCAACCUGUACCCUACGGGAAACACAACAACAUCCGCCAACGCGGCAUGGAACCUCGCCACCCUCGACCUGGGCACCGUCUCCCAGUGGAUGUACGCGACCGACCGCGUCGUGCGCUCCAACGCCACCGCGCCGAUGUGGACGUACCUCUGGGACCACGCGCCCCCGGGCCAGGAGCAGGGAGCCUUCCACCAGUCCGAGAUCAUGUACGUGCUCAACGCGCUGUAUGCGAACAGCGACACCUACCCUUUUGUCGAUGACGACUUCUACAUCCAGAGUAUGGUUUCUGCCUACUGGGCCAACUUUGUCAAGACGGGUAACCCCAAUUUUGGCGACUCGUAUGGCAGCACGAAUGCCAGCCUGCCCUACUGGGCGCCCAACACCGCCGACACCAAAAGCAUGUUCAACAUUGGUGACUCUUUCCGGAACAUCAGCCUUGCCGUUUCCGAUGCGAAGGUUUCUCUGAUCCAGCAGUACUAUGCCCAGCAGAGUGCUUUCUAG
Messenger RNA from Diaporthe citri, 1560 nucleotides. RefSeq lists its product as uncharacterized. NCBI's taxonomy places the organism in Eukaryota, Fungi, Ascomycota, Sordariomycetes, Diaporthales, Diaporthaceae. The record is from RefSeq and is a predicted model, not a curated record. The transcript has 3 exons. Bases 1 to 1560 code for a protein of 519 amino acids.